AUGUCCCGGUUGUCUCUGAAAAAUGGGGCACCGAAGGAGAUAUCAGAUGAGGACCAAUGUCCUGUCUGCAAAUCAUCUCGGUACCUCAACCGGAACAUGCGGUUCCUAGUGAACCCGGAAUGCUAUCACAAAAUGUGCGAAUCCUGCGUCGACCGCCUCUUCAGCUCUGGUCCACGCGUCUGCCCCGUCGCUGGCUGCAACCGCACGCUUCGGAGGCAGCGAUUCCGACCGCAGACAUUCGAAGACAUCCAGAUUGAGCGGGAGGUCGACGUCCGCAAACGCGUCGCCAAGGUCUUCAACCGCCGAGAAGACGAGUUCGAUUCGUUGCUGGACUACAACAACUACCUCAACGAAGUCGAGGACCUCACCUUCAAUCUAAUCCAUAAGAUUGACGUCGACGCCACCGAGAAGAAGCUGAAAGCCUACGAGGAAGCGAACAAAGCUGCCAUCCGCGAGAACGAAGUCCUCGCGUCUCAGGAGACCCAGUCGCUUCAAGCACAGGAAGCCGCAGAGAAAGAACAUGCUCGGCUACGACGCGAGGCUGCCUUGCGCGAAGCCGAGGAAGAGCGGCGGGAACGGGCGGAGGGCCGACUUGACGUGAUCAACCAGCUUGCGAGAGGCGAAGGCAACGCGGACGAGAUAGCGCGGCAAGGACGGCGGACGCUUCUCAAGAAGAGCACGGCGCGGAGAGUUGGGACGGGCGACGAGAUGGACACCAGCGAUUCGGCGGGUACUGGGUUGCAGUUUAAAGGCCUACGAAGACGUGCCCGGCCCGAGCCGGAGAAGCCGUUUGAGCCUUUCGGUGAGGUUACUGUCGAGCAUGAAUAUUUCGUGCUCAAGGGCCAUUAUGCUUGGGAUUUCCUCGAUACGGCGCGAACGAGUCAGACGUACCGUGCUGGGGGAUAUGACAUUUCUGAGUACUGUUCAAGAGCUCUGACGGAUGCCUUUGCGGGCUUGGCGGUUUUUGUCGGAGAGGAGCAAACCGCAACAUGA
Eremomyces bilateralis CBS 781.70 is the source of this 993-nucleotide messenger RNA. RefSeq names its product CDK-activating kinase assembly factor. Gene Ontology annotation, biological process: regulation of transcription by RNA polymerase II; positive regulation of cyclin-dependent protein serine/threonine kinase activity; nucleotide-excision repair. NCBI's taxonomy places the organism in Eukaryota, Fungi, Ascomycota, Dothideomycetes, Eremomycetales, Eremomycetaceae. Bases 1 to 993 code for a protein of 330 amino acids. The record is from RefSeq and is a predicted model, not a curated record. Gene Ontology annotation, cellular component: transcription factor TFIIH holo complex. Gene Ontology annotation, molecular function: cyclin-dependent protein serine/threonine kinase activator activity. The transcript has 2 exons.